AAUGGUAGAAACUGCGUCGCCUGAGUCGGAUAAGGCACACGGAAAGGCGUCACCUCGAAAGUUGGUCGAGCAGCGUGUCAGGGGUGAAGUUAAAUGGUUUAAUGUCAAGUCUGGCUAUGGCUUCAUCCAUCGUCAAGAUACCAAUACGGAUAUAUUUGUGCAUCAAUCUGCGAUUGCACGGAAGAACCCUGACCAACUCCAACGAUCACUGAAAGAAGGCGAGGAAGUUGAGUUUUAUGUAGUCGAAGGUGAGAAAGGAGACGAGGCGUAUGAGGUAACGGGCCCGGACGGCGCUCCCGUGCAGGGCAGUGUCUACGCUGCGCCUCGUGGUCGCGGACGCGUCUAUGAAUUUCGCGGCCGAGGUCGUGGUAUGGGACCCGGGGGAUUCACAAACAGCAACGACUAUGGAUUUCAGUAUGGCGGAGGUCGUGGUCGUGGAGGUCAAGAAAUGUACGGUACUUACGAUUAUAUGGAUCGUGGUGGUCGUGGUCGUCCCUUCCGAGGUCGAGGAAGACCCAGAGGCCGUGGUUUCAGGGGAGGUUAUGGAUAUGAUGGACGUGGCGCACCCCGCGGUUCCUACCGAGGUCGGCGUAGUGAUGAACACGGCCACGAAAAUGGUGAGGCAGGCCAUGAGCAAGAACAUCACGAAUGAAAACUAUUCUACCGGGCAUUCGUCGUCGUCCUCCCUUGGGUGUUAGUAAAGAAGUUGAAUAUCACUUUUGUCACCAUUCUAAUCAGUGUGUGCGUUUGAACCUCCAUCCGUCUUUACCAACUGCAAAACGGCAUAUUAGACCCUUUCUGUUAUUUGUCCACCCUGCUGCAACUGCACACCUGUUGCUCUUGCCACCUUUGCCCGCGUUCCAAAUGAGUGAAUAGUGUAAUUUAUCACCUCCAGACGGCAACUGAUAAUCGAACGCCAAGAUCAGCACAUCAAAUUAAAGAUCUGCCGAAGUUUGUCCUGCUCCUUUUGACCACCCUUUCGUCAAAUCUGCAUUUGUGAAACUCAGUAUUUUUGUAUUGCCCAUUUCCUUGGAGUUGAAUACCUUCCUCCUCGGUCCUGUUGGCUACACAAGGAUGACUGUUAUGAAUUUCUAAUGACUUCUUCCGUCCUCCAUCCAUUUCAUGCGCAUUUUUUAUUAUAAAUGCGCCCGCCAGUGGUCCAUUUGUAGAACAUCAUCCACUUGUUACGGGGAUUCGCUCUAUUCUUUUCAUAUUCAACACCAUAACAAUUGUUUUUUUGAUACCGACAAAAUGCCCUAUUAGAGUACUUGUAUUUUUC
Messenger RNA from Opisthorchis viverrini, 1279 nucleotides. RefSeq lists its product as hypothetical. Lineage: Eukaryota; Metazoa; Platyhelminthes; Trematoda; Opisthorchiida; Opisthorchiidae. Gene Ontology annotation, molecular function: nucleic acid binding. The record is from RefSeq and is a predicted model, not a curated record. The coding region runs from base 2 to 652 and encodes 216 amino acids. The transcript is spliced from 4 exons. Gene Ontology annotation, biological process: regulation of gene expression. Gene Ontology annotation, cellular component: nucleus.